AUGCCAAAGAUUAAAUCUGGUAAAAGAGAAAACACUGCUACUGUGGCUCACCACCCACAUCCAAUUCUUCCGGCUCUCGCGUCUGAGACCACAACUACAAUGACGACCACGACAACAUCCAUUUUCACGAUCACUUCAGAGCAACAAACAACUAUUGACCAAACGCUCAGCAUCAAUCAAGAAACCAUGUCUGAACACGACUUAAAAAUGUUACGCGAUCCUCCGUAUAAAUUAACGCUUUCUAUAGAUGAGCUUCUUGCACCCGCCAAAAAAACGCGUAAAAAUAAAAGACCAAAAGAUUCGAAUAGUCUAGAGAAACCACCUCGACCACAAAACGGAUGGGUUAUCUUUCGUAAAGAUUACGAGGCAAAAUUGCGCCUACUUAAUCCCAAUGCUACUUAUAAAAUCCAAGAUAUUUCUAAAGAAUGCGGCGUUGAAUGGAGAUCGCAGCCUAGUGAAGUCAAGAAAUACUUUGAUCUGCUACAAAGAAUCGCGUUCGAAAAACAUAAAAUCAUCGCUAUUUUUGAUUUCAAUUUACCGCAACCAUCUCAAUAUACUCCAAUUGAGGCGUCGUUUGCCAGACAAUUGCAUUUUCAUUCAAAUGAAUUUAUGCCUUCUACAACUGCAUCUUCUCUUACUCAACAUCAAAUCUCUAUGCCAGAAGAUUUAUCCAUAUAUUUUGAUACAUUAGCAGCAUCCUUAUCUUCAAAUGAAUUAAAUUCCGACUACAAUACUUUCGUUGAUGGACUUGGAAUUACCACCACCCACAAUAAUGAUCUUCAAGACUUUACUUUCGACUCUCUUACUCCUUCGAUUUCACCUAAUUAUACAAUCAAUGAAGAUGCUACAUCGGUCGAUACAUUUAACGAGAUCAUCUCGUUGGAUCAAUUAGAUUUUUUCCAAACAAACAGUAAUAAUAAUAAUCAAAUUCCUAUUUUUAAUGAAUUCGAUAGUAAUAAUCCAUUGAAUUGUGCUGAAAAUAAUAAUUAUCUGUUCGCUGAAACUAAUAGCAAAGAAAUAAUCGAUAAUAAUAUUGAUAUAACUCCGAUAGACGAAUUCUCGUUUAUGAUACCUUAUGUACUUUCUCAUUUCUAA
Molecule: messenger RNA, 1095 nt
Organism: Ambispora gerdemannii
Lineage: Eukaryota; Fungi; Glomeromycota; Glomeromycetes; Archaeosporales; Ambisporaceae
Source: the annotation of a GenBank genome assembly